Messenger RNA from Monodelphis domestica (gray short-tailed opossum), 18295 nucleotides. Lineage: Eukaryota; Metazoa; Chordata; Mammalia; Didelphimorphia; Didelphidae. The record is from RefSeq and is a predicted model, not a curated record.
GUGGGGGUGGGAUCUGGAGCUCCCCUUCCUCCCCCUCACCACAGCUACCACACACAGCAGCCCCCUCCCAGCCUAGACGUCCCCUCACCCCCCCUUCCCGUCGGCUCUCUCUGCCCCGGUUGUGUGUGACUGUCCGCGCAAGCGCGGAGCCCCUUUCCCUCAGGACAAACUGCUCCCCCCAGCCCCCACGGCAGCCCCAAGGGGGCUCGGGUUGUCAGUCAAUCUGUCCCGGCUGGGGUGAGGGGAAGGGAACUGGGCUGCCUCGACGGCCUGCGGCUGUCCGAAAGAGCUCGGGGCGAGCAGUGCUGCCAAAGAAGUCGGUGGCUCGCGUGGCAUCGAGGGGAGGGAGGAGAGGAAGAGGUACUCUUCCCUUGGCCUUCAGUUAGCCCCCAACUGGGAGCUUCCUCUUGCUCGUCCCCUCACACUGCCCCUCCGCCUGGCAUAAGUGGCAGCCCCGGGGCUAGGGGACUGUGGGGGUGGAGGUUUGGAAAUUCUUCAGUGAGGUGUCAGGGCUUGGGAGGGAAGUGUCAGAAGGGUAGAAGGGAGCCCAUGAGAGCCCCCAAGAUAACCGGAUGAUGGGGAUGGGGGAAGGUGUGGACCCCCUCCGCCUUCGGGGACCUCUGGGACAGCACUUGAGCGCUGUGCCCAACUGUAAACAAGCUCACGUGAUCUGCCCAUGUGGAGCCAGGCUUGGGGCACUGGAUUGAAGAGUGGGCCCAAGGCAUGUUUACCCGGACUCCCUACCCAGGGCCCGGAGGGUUCCUGCCCUUUGAUAAAGUGGCUGGCCUUACCACACUGUGACCACUUUUCAUAGGGUCCUAGCUGUGGGAGCUGGAAGACUCCUUAGAGAUCCUCCUGGCCAGAGCCCUGGCCACUUUAUAAGGAAGAGACUGAGGAAUGGGCAGGCUAGGGGACUUGCCCAGUCACAUAAGUAGUAAGUGGCAGAGCUCCAGUACUCUUUCCACUACGUGCCACCACUUUUCUGGGACAGUGAACCACAAAAAGCUAAGAGACUUUAGUUCCUCCAGGGCUGAGUGUGUGUGUGUGAGAGAGAUUAGGAGGGUAGGGGAGUGGAGAGGAAGGAGCCAGUGGGGAGGGGAAGACCAAUGAUCCUUUGACUCUAGGAAGGGAAAGGGAGGGUUAAUACUUGGAAAUUUGGGACCAUUUUGCCAUGGCCAGGGAAACAUCUUGUGGUUGGAAUGUGGGCACCAUACUACUCUCAGUGAUCAGGAAAACUGUUUCUAGACUAGUAAUCAUUCAGUUCUAUAGCACUUUGAAGGUUUACAAAGUUCAUCCUCCACAAUAAUCUUGUGAAGUAGAUGGAGUAAGUACUCUUAUUUCCAGCUUAUAGGUAAGGAAACCAAGGUUUUUCAGGGUUAAAUGGCAUACAACUAGGGUAAGUAUUAGCAUAUGGGUCUCUUCAUUUAAACAGCUAUGUUAUCAGAGGACCCUAGUUCAAAUUUCCCAUCAGAUUUUACCUGUGUGACCUUGGGCAAGUCGUUUCAUUUCCUUGGGCCAGUUUCCCUUUGUAAAAUAGGGAGUUGGACUAGAUGGCCUCUGAGAUCCCUUUCAGCUCCAUCUGUGACCCUUCGGGGGCAUUUAUUAGGGGCCUUUCAGGCCUGGAGAUACAAAGAGAAAAACCAAAAACAUUGCUUACCCUCAAGGAGUUUGUUUUACUUGGGUUGGGGGUCACAACAUGUAUACAGUUAAGAAAAAUAAAGUUAUUUCAGGGGUGGGAUGAGCAUUAACAGCUGGAGGACUUAAAAAAAGCACUUGGGCUGAGUUGUGGAGGGAGCCAAUGCUAUUUCCAAACCACCAGGCUGCCUCUCUGUUAAGGGAUUUAACCGUUCUCUUAUAGUAUGCAUCAAAUGGAGACAUGCCAGCAACUUUCAUAUGGUCACAAGAGUUGGUUUAAAUGGGAAGACUAGAAAAACAGAAGCUCAGCUGUGUCUUUCAGACUUACUUAGUAAUCUAUUAGAAUUCAGAAAUGAGUGAGUGAGGAUUUUUUGUUUGUUUUACAGAAAGGGCAGAGGGUCCCCUCAGUAACUAGGUAUAUAUGCCCCAUCAGGAAUAGAACUGAUUUAGGGACAAUUGCUAGAAAACAGACCAGAAGUCUUCCAUUAACCUCCCUGUUUCUCUCUAAAAGUAUUGAUCCAGUUUCUCUUUCAGAACAUUCAUGUGGUGAUAUUGAAGAUAGCCUCAUUUAUAAAACAUUUCUAAAAACUUGACAUUUCAACAGAACAUGAGCUUGUCAACAUGGUGCAGGGGCUGUGUCAAUCCAACCUUGUCCUGAAUUCAGUAGGAAAGUGGUUAUUAGCACUUGACAGAUAAUGAUACACUUGCAAUUUAUGAAUGAGUUUAGAAGGGUUUGGGCUGUACAGGGCUUGUAAACAGAAUCCAGGAUGAAGAUUUUUAUAGUUGGAAGGAAUCUCAGAAGCCACCUAACCCAGUCUCCCUCAUUUUAGAGAGGAGGGUUAGUAACUUCCUAUAAGUCAUACAGUGAGCAUCAGACUGAGGUCUCAAAGCUAUGUUUUCUGCCUUGAGUCAGCACACUUUGUGCUUUAUUACACAGCCUCCUCAGUGGAACAGUAGCUAGUUGUCUCCAUUGCCACAUUGCACUUUGGGAGAGUAGUGAUUUUGAAAUUUAGAAUUUCAACACAGUCUGUUUCCCACUAAAGACCUCUUCUGACUUGGUCUGGAGGUGACACAGUUUGCAGAGGCUGUUGGAGUACAGUGUGAGUCUUGGCAAGUCUUACCAAGCUGGAAGGGCUUCAAGCACAGGCCUGGUGAUAGAUUGUGUGUGUCUGUCAUCUGAGGACCAGCCGUGAUAAUUUCAGAAAGGCUUCUCAACAGGUUGGUCACACAGUGAUGAAAAUGUAAGACUAUUUGCAUGGCACCUAUGUGGCUCAGUGGAUAGAGUGCCAAACCUGGAAUGGGAAGACUUGAGCUCAAGUAUGGCCUCAGACACUUCCUGUGUGACCUUGAGCAAGUCACUUAACUGUUUGUCUAGUCCCUUGCCCUUCUGCCUUAGAGUUGUUACUAAAACAGAAAGUAAGGGUUUUUUUUUUUUUUAAAGACAGAUUCAUAGAGGGGUUACAAUCUUUGUUAGUGGCAGAACCCAUGGUGACAAGACAAAUCCUUGAAGUUUUGAUUGGAAGUUUCUUGAGAGCAGGGAUUGUCCCAUUUUUGUUCCUAGCUCUGUUCCUGGCAUAGAGUUGGUGUUUAAUAAAUGCUUCUUGAUUGCCUGAUCAGCAACAUUCUCUACCUUUCCUAAGGGUCCCCUCUGUGUUUUGAAAAUUUCAUAUUAAAGACAAACUGGAGUGUUUCAAAUCAAAGCUGGAAAUUAAAAAACAAUGUGUUUUAAAAAGUAUAAUGUUAAGGGGCAGCUAGGUGGCUUAGUGAAUAGAGAGCCAGGUUUGAAGGUGAGAGGUUCUGGAUUCUGUUUGGCCUCAGACACUUCCUAGCUUGUAUGACGCUGGGCAGAUUACUUGACCCCAGUUGCCUAGCUCUUACCAUCCUUCUGUCUUAGAGCUGAUUACUUGUAUUGAUUCUAAGACAGAGGGUAAGGGAUUUAAAAAGAAAUACAGUGUUGUAAGAGAGGUUUUUUUUAAAAAUUAUUUUAAAAUGUAGAUUACUCAUCCUUUACAUUUUGAAUGUGGUACAGUUUUACCUAUAUGUAAUCAGACAGUUCUAAACUUGGAUCGAGUCCUGAUAAAUGACCAAUACACUAUAGUGGUACAAAAAUAUUAUUAGCUAGUGUAGAGCAAUGGGCAAUUUUCAAAUUGAAUGCCUGCAUGAUACGGGGGAAGUGAUAAUGGCACUCAAAGGAAUACAACACAUUUUUUAACACACCAACAAUCUGAUUCUUUGAAACAAAGGAAUUUGUAGGUUCCUAGCUUUAGAAAUGUAAAAGGCAUUGGAGGCUAUUUAGGCCUGCCCUCUCAUAUUGUAGAAGAAGAAACUAAACUCCAGAGAGGGGCAGUGACUUGUCUAAGAUCACAUAGAAAGAAGUAUGGUUGGAAUUUGAACUCAAAAGCCAGCCAUUGUUUUCACUGUACAAGGCUGCCUGCCCCUUGUAAUUCCCUGUAAUUCCUACAAUAACAGAAAUUCAAAACUGAGGGGCCUUGCAUUUUGGAAAGAGGGCAAAGAGGAUUUUUCAUAAUAAUAUGGCAGAAGUAGAAGAAGCUUAUUGCCUUUAACUGUUCAAUAAUGGAACCACAAAACAAUGUAAUGAAUAUAGUCAGAAGAGAUAUUUUCUGCAUCCUGAUAAGGGUAGGAUGGCCUUGAAGGGGAUUAAACUAUUCAUGAUAAUCAGGGUGAACAAUUGGGGAUAGAAGCUGAUGGUAGCUUGUAUAGUCUGGUUAUAGAAAUGCCCGAGUAAUAGUGAUUCUCAAAGUUUCUAGGCUGGACUCCCUCAGCUUCAAAAAAGAAUGAAAAAGAAACCAAACACCAAAGAUUCUUCCCUUCCAAAGAAUCAUGCCUCUUCCUGUAUAAAAUAGCCAUUAUUGGGAGUAUGUGCGCGCGUGGUGUGUGUGUGUGUGUGUGUGUGUGUGUGUGUGUGUGUGUGUGUUGAGACUGAGUCUCCCCAUCUUGCCCAGGCUGGAAAUGUAGUGACCACCAGUAUCCCAAUACCAAUCAUCAUGAAAGCUUUAACUUGCUCUGUUGCUCCAUUUUUCUAACCUGGGCUGGAUUGCCCUCCCUCAUGUAACCUGGAGUCCCUCUUCCUCUGGAAGUCUACCAUAUUGCUACCAGGCUUCAUGUGGGCACUUAAUCAGCUUUAGUGGAACUGAAGCUCCAAACUCAAGCUUAAAGGAUCCAGCACAGCCUCAGCCUCCCCUAGUAGCAGGAAUUACAUGCAUGGGUCAUCAUGCUUGGAAGUUUUUGUGUUUUAGUCAGCUUGGGUUCCAGAUUACCAAUGGAAGAACUCAGUCGUCUCCCAGAUAUUUCUUCACAUAGUCCUUCCUUGAUAUUUUCAACCCAAAAUGAAUAGAAUGGCACCUAGAAUACAAGCAUCUAAGUUCAGGUCUACUGCCCCUCUCUAUGUAAGAGGAAAGAGAAAGCUCUCUUCUGCCAUUGUUUGUUUGAGGGAGAGGAAAGAGAGCAAUUUGCAAAAUUAUUACCAGAUGGUCUGCACAUUUAAGAUUUUAAAAAACAAAACAAAACCCUGACCUGCUGUCUUAGAAUCAAUAUUGUGUAUCGGUUCCAAGGCAGAAGAACAGUAAAGGACUAGGCCAGCUUUGGCAAAUGUUUUUGAGAUUGUGUGGCCAAACUGCAACUUCAAGCUGUCUGUGAGCCCCCCACAUUACCCCAGACAGUGGAUGGAGGAAGUGCUCCCAUUGGGCUGCUGGGUAGAUGGGCGGGCAUGUGAAAAAUAUCUUUGGGUGUUGUGGAGAGGGGGAACAGAAUAGUCCCUUCCAGCAUGCCAGGGCACAUGUGCCACGCCUUCACCAAUGUGGGGCUAGGCAAUGAGAAUUAAAUGACUUGCCCAAGGUCACACAGCUAGGACGUAUCUAAGGCCAGAUUUGAUCCCAGGACCUCCUGACUCCAGACCCAGCUUUCAAUCCACUGAGACACCUAGCAGCCCCACUUUUAAGAUUUCUUUUCAAAUUUCAUUCAGGAAAGGCACCUGCUUCAAUGCCAGCACUUAUUUCCUAGGAAGGUUGAAGGUAUUUUGGAAUCUCAAAGGAAGCUUGAGCCCAGCUUGGUACUCAUAACCUUUAAGUAAACAGAAGCCCAAAGAGGGAGGCAAGACUACCCUUUGCCAUUCUCUCCCUUCACCUUACCCUAACCCUAACAGCAAGCAGUCACAUUCUUUUUUUUUUAACCCUUACCUUCCAUCUUAGAAUCAAUAUUGUGUACUUGUUCCAAGGCAGAAGAAAGACAAGGGCUAGGCAAUGGAGGUUAAGGGACUUGCCCAACGUCACACAGCUAGGAAGUGUCUGAAACCAGAUUUGAACCCAAGAUCUCCUAACUUCAGGCCAGGCCAGGCUCUCAAUCCACUGAGCCACCUAGCUGUAUUCUUAAUAUAAACUAAUGGUUCCAACAAACUACUUUCAAGGAAACAUUUCAUAUUGGAUGAAACUUAUCUGUUUUAACCAGCAAUCAUUUAUUGAAUGCCUACUUUGUGCCUUUAGCACAUAGUGUGCUACAUGCUGUUGAGGCUACAAAGAAAAUGUGACAAGUUUCCUGCCUUGGAGGACCUUACAAAGGAACUCAAGUGUUUAUUCAGUUCCUGCCAGGUGAACAGAAGAACACUGUAUUAGGAAAUAGGUAGGUGAGAUACAGAUUUAUGUAACAUACAGUCCCUUUUCUAAUGGGGAGAAAAGGACAAGCCAAAGGGAUUUAUUAAAUACCUACUAUGUGCCUGUUACUGUGCUGAAGCUGGGAGAUACAAAGAAAGUAAAAAAAAAAUAGUUGCUGCUUUUAAGGAGUUCACCAUCUAUGGGGGAAGACCACAUGUAAACAAAUGUGUCCAAACAAGAUAUAUGAAGAAUGAAUUGAAAAUCAUCUCAAGGAAGGCACUAACAUUAAAGACCCAGACACAAAUGACUAUGAUAGAAAACUGAACUGAAGACAAAAUCAAUAUAUGUGAAACAAUGAGAGGGCAGUUAAAUGCUGGACUGUAGGAUCUAGCCUAUAAGUAUUUAGGAUGGAGAGAUUAUUAUGGGCCAGAGUUGUUAAGAGAAAUCUUCUUGGGGAAGCUAGGUGGCACAAAUGUCCUGGGUUCAAAUUUGACCUUCAACAGACCCUAGCUGUGUGAUCCCAGGCAAAUCACUUAACCUUGUUUGUCUUGCCCUUGCCCUUACAUCUUAGAGUUACCAAACAGAAAGUAAGGGCUUAAAAAAAAAGAGAGAAGGCUUCUUUAAAGAGGUCGAUUUUUAGCUGAGGCUUAAACAACAGUUAGGCUUUGGUUAGGCAAGGUAGGUAAACUUGUUUGUUUGAACAGGAAUUUCCAAUUUCUCUUACAGCUUGCUUUUCUUUUUAAAUACAUAAUAAAUUCAACAUGUACCUUUCAAACAAGCCCUGCUUAUCUCUUUCCUUCUGUUCUCCUCUGCACAGUUUUUCUUUUCUAAUCUGAACUUAAUCAUAACUCCCCACCCGCUGAAUGUUUCCAUAUACAUACACAGCAGAAUACAAAAAGAUUCCAAAUGGAAUCUUCAUUUCACAUUGCUUCCUUUUGAGAACAUGAUGUAAUAAAUUUUAUACAUUAGUUUCGAAAUCAUCCUCUCUGGUUGGUGCUUCCGUUUGAACUUCCUUUGUUUUCUCUGUAUAGUUUAAAAAAUGUUUCAAUGUCCCCUUCUUUUUUUGACAACCAUAUUUAUUGCCAACCUAAUGAUAAAGAGACAAAAACACUUGGUUGAUAAAUAAAUUUAGUCAAAGAAAACAAAUCAGCCUGGUGUCUCUGGCCAGAAAUAUGUGUCUCCCAGCACCUUGAGUCUGUCCUCUGUCAGGAGGUGGGGGAGUAUGUUUCCUCAGAGGGCCUCUGGACACUUGGCUACUUAAAUCUUUCAAAGUUGUUUUUCUAUUCUUGUCAUUGUAUAUAUUGGUUCCUGCAUUACUAUGCAUUUCCCAGAAUUUAUUUCUUAUAGUAUAAUAGGAAGGAAGGAAAUAGCAUUUAUUAAGCACCUACUAUGUGCCAAGUACUGUGCUAAGCACUUUGCAAAUAUGAAUCUUAUUUAAUUCUCACAAUAACCUUGGGAAGUAGGUGUUAUUAUGACUCUAUUUUACAAAUGAGGAAACUAAGGCAAAGAAGGCUAAGUGACUUGCCCAGGGUUACACAUCUCAUAAGUUUCUGAGAUUGGAGUUGAUCUCAGGUCUUCCUUUUCAUUCUAUCCAAAGUGCCAUUACAUUCAUUCAUAUGCCACAAUUCUUUCAUCUAUUCCCGGAUUGUUGGAUACUGCCUUAAGACUCCUGGUUUUUGCUUCCCUCACCCUGCUUUUAAAUACUUCUUUAGGUAGGUAGUACCUGUCAUAGCAAGAACUAUUUUAAAUAUUUUCAAACACUAGAAGAAGUGAUCUGGCUUAUACAAAUAUAUGUAUUUCACUAUCUUUUUUAUUCAUAUUAUUCAUGUAAAGUAUUCCACAUAACAUGGCAAAGAUUUCAAAGUCCUCCUUUAACUCAUAAAACUCAUAAAAUCCAUUCAAUUUGAAUGUAUAGAAAUGCAGCUGCAAAGAAUAAAUUUAUUUUUCUUGUUAAAAAAAUUUUAAUACUCCUUUAGGAUUGAGAAGUUUGUUUUGUUUGUGUCUAUUCAGAAUCCUCCUCCAUGUCAUCUACUCUCUCGAUCAAUCCGGGCUUCUUUUUCACCAUUCGUUUGCUUGUUAAGUUAGAUGUAUUUUUAUACCAAAUGGUUUCUGUGUUCAACUUUCUUAUUUCCAUUUCCGAUAAGAGUGAGGUCAGCUAACCCCCCACUCCUUCUUUCAUGUUUAUCUACUGUUCUUCUCAUGUACUUCAAUAAUGAGAAAUAGCAAGUUCUACCCCUUUCCUCAGCCCUACUUGAUCUCACCAAGUUCAGGUCAUCUGAUUCCUACACUGAUUUCUACUCUAUAGGGUCAUGCUAUCUGGGUAUUUGGUAUGUAGAAUGUUGGGUCUUCAGGGCCAUCUGUGACAUCUCAGGACAAGGUGCUAGAGAGGAAUGAGCUCCUGGGGGUCACCAAUCCGAGUGUUGCUGUGGCUUCUAAGGAUCUCUGCUGUGGGUUUUCAACUCCUCUGGGACUUUCUCAUCAGGCCUCUCCACUCCUGCUGACAUGGAAUCUAAAGCUUUUCAAGGUAAAAGUUUCUCUACUUUCUGUGUUUGCCUUCAUUGGCACUGGUUGUGCUGGCAGCCUCCUUUCUUCUUGCCUGUGGGCUUCUGGUUGCUUUUUGAUGCACAUCUAAAGUGGAAAGAGUCACUGUAGUUGCUCAUUGGAUGUAAUUUUAAUGUUUUCUUUUCUUAGAGUUGAUCUGUGAUAGCUCAGUUAUCUGCCAUUGUUCAGGUAGCCAUCUUAGCCAGACAUUUCUUCUGUGCAUUAAAAACAAAAUGCUCCAAUGAGUCUCUUUUCUUUUGUUUUUGGCAACUCUGUCUCUAGACCUGUCCCCCACUGGAAAAAAAAAACAAAACAAAACUUCAAAGUUCAUUUACUUUACAGUUUUCUUGUUAUUAUUUGGAAAAUCUUAAGAGCUCUGAUCAACUUGAUCAAACACAAUUCCAAAGGACUCAAGAUGAAAGCUGCACUACACCUCCCAGCAGAGAGGUGAUGAACUCAAGCACAAAAUGAGACAGAUAUUUUUUGGACAUGAUCAAUGUGGGAAUUUGUUUUGCAUGUCUAUACAUAUUUGUUACAAAGGUUUUGUUUUUCUUUCUUUUUUCAAUGGGGAUGGAGGUGACAGGAAUAGAAAAGAGAUUUUUGUUCAUUGAAAAAUUUAAAUUUUAAUUAAAAAAAUACUCUUCUUAUGAUAUAAAUUAUUCUCCUGGUUCUGCUCACUUCUGCAGCAUUCAACACAAGUCUUCCUAGCUUUCUCUGAAACUGUACCUUUCAUCAUUUCAUAGGGUGAAAAAUAAGAUUCUAUCAUCCUUAUAGAACAUAAUUUGUUUAGUCAUUCUCUGAACAAUGGAUACCCUUUUAGUUUGUACUUGCUUAUCAUUACAAAAAGAGCUGCUGUGAAUAUUUUUGGACAUAUGAGUCCUUUUCAUUUUUCUUUGAUUUGGGGUGAUAUAGGUCAAGUAGUGAUAUAGCUCUGUGUAAUAACUUAGUGACUUUUAGGGUAUAGUUCCAGAUUACAUUCUAGACUGACUGGACCAAAUUUACAGCUCUACCAACAAUGCUUUAGUAUGCCUGUUUUCACCAUAGCCUUUCCCAAAAUGAUAAUUUUCUUUUCUUGCCAUCUUUGCCAAUCUGAUGAGUAUGAGGUAGAAUCUGAAAAUGGGUUAUAAAUGCACAUUUCUCUAUUAGUAAUUUGGAGCAGUUUUUCAUAUGGUUGUUGCUAACUUGUAUUUCUUCUUUUGACAAUUUUUCUAUUGGGGGAAUGGUCCUUGUUCUACUUGAUGCAAAUGUUUCCUUUCUAAUGCUAACUGCAUUGGUUUUGUGCAAAACCUUUUUAAUUUUAUGUAAUGAAGGUGGUUUUAUCUCCUGUGAUCCUCUCUAUCUCUUUAAACUCUCUAUGUCGCUGCAAAGUAGCUGUUGGCAGCCAUAGUUGGUCUUUCAAAACAGGAAAAAUAACAGUAUGAAUUAUGAAAGGAAAACAAAUUGAUUUUCUUCUCAAAGUGAGGCAGGGUAAGAAGAAUUUGUAAGGGAACAAACUGAGUGAGUAAAUAUGUUAUUUUUACAUGGGUUGAAUUUUUGGAUGAAUAUCAUGAUGACAUUUUGAGAAAUUGUCACCAUAGGAAAAGGGUGAGAAUUUCCAGAGGUGAGGCCACUCCUCUAGGCCAAUCACAGGAGCCCUUGACUUCUGAGCAAAGCAGCAGGCCAUCAUUACUGUACUCAGGAAGCUGAAGGCUUGUUUAUAUAUCAGGCUGGCUUAAGAAGUCUGCCCAGAUGGCAUUUUUUUCAAGCUUAGGUAACUCUAAUCUCCAAUAAAGUCCUCCUCCAGUACUUUAUCAUCAGCUAGAGAAAGCUCUCAAAGCUGUGUAUUCCAGGGAAGCACAAGCUUUAGUGAGCUUACAAAGGACACCUCUUGUUAGAGAACCAGCCCAAAUGUGGUGAAGCCCAUCACCGAAAGGUUGGCCAUUGGGUGAUGAAUUUGUUUUUCUGGCCAAAGCAACUUGGAAAGACUGUUUACUGAUACAUAGAAGGGAUUCAAUCUGUAUUCAUGGAAGGGAUUGCACUUCUUUCUGUGGCACUGUCCAAGGUCAGCCCUAGACAAAGUUUGGGUCCUCCCCUCUUUUUUUUAAACCCUUACCUUCUGUCUUAGUAUCAAUUCUAAGACAGAAGAGUGGCAAGGGCUAGGCAAAAAGGGUUAAGUGACUUGCCCAGGAUCACACAGCUAGGAAGUGUCUGAUGUCAGAUUUGAACCCAGGGCCUUUCAUCUCCAGGCCCAGCACUCUAUCCACUAUACCACCUGGUUGCCCCCCUACUAACUCUUUCAGAGUUUCUCAGAUCCUAACUUCUAUACAGAUUUUUCCUGGGCUCUCCCAGAAACUUGCCCUUUCAGAUACCUUCAUAUAUGAUGUAUAUGUCUUAGAUAUGUCUCCAUAUUUACAUGUUUUCUGUUGGUUAUAUGCUUCUUGAAAGCAGAGUCUGUGGGGCUUGAGGUUUUGUUGGUUUUGUUUUGGGCCUUUCUUUGUAUCCCUGGCACUGAAGAUAAUGCCUGGCACAUAGUAGGCAAUCAGUACAUUUACUGGUUGACUAACCCUCACCUUACUCAUGCACUCAUGUACACUAUCUCCAACCACUCAGGUAGUUAGCAUCCUAAUGUUGCCCUCUGGUUGCCUCCUGGUUCCUACUGUGAUGCCUCAUCCAAAUCUGUUCUCCCUGGCAUGUGUCCAAUAUUCUGAAUUUCUGCCUUCUUCACUUCAGGGUAUAGCUUCAGCAACCUGUCCCACUAAGGGGAGGCAAUGUGGAGGUUCUACUUCUAAGUUAAUUCACUGUGUAAUCUUGGAUAAGAGACUAGUUUUCUGGGCCUCAUGUUUCUAUAUCUGUAAAACCAGGGGGCUGGUCCAGGCCAGAUGAUUUCUAAAGUCCUUUUCAGCUGAGAUUCAAUGAUCAUUGGAAAGCAAUCUCAUAAACAAAUUCACAGGAGUGUCAAUAUUUGAUAACUAGAGCUUGUUAGUGUAUACAAGGGAACUUACGUGUUCACAUUUUGCAAUAUUGACUCGGGAAAAGGAAAGAAUGAAGAAUGCCCAUGUCCAGAAUCCCAUUAAUUUAGGCCAAUUGCCAUGCUACAUUUCUCUUUUUUGGAAGGGUUGUUCAUAUUGCUGUGGUGACCUGAUGCCAGCUCCUUCCCAAUUUUCAUUAGGAUCAGUUUAGGAGGCAACUUUAAUUCCUAGCCAAGAGAAAUGACAAAUGGAAGCAGGUGCAUGAAAUGGAGCACUGAUAAGCUGAGCAAAAUGGUUUAAUGUUUUUUUUUUAAAUGACACCAAGAAAAUUAACAGUGUAGGUUAUGAUUCAUGGUGAAAUCUGGGGCAGAAAUGAAUUGUUAAAGACACUGCUAGGACUGGCAGGUGGAAAAAGAAAGUAUUAGCAGUGAAGCCCCAAGAACCUUGGAAUUCUGCACAUUCCUAAAGUUUGUCCCCUUAAGUCAAUGUAUGCUUUCCCUGCUGAAGUCAGUCACUGUUGUGGGAAGAGUUUUUUUUUUUUUUUGAAGAGUCCAUGGUAUAGUUCAAAUUUGGCAUCAGACACUUACUAGUUAUAUGGCCCUGGGCGAGUCACUUAACCCUGUUUGCCUCAGUUUCCUCAUCUGAAAAAUGAGCUGAAGAAGGAAAUGGCAAGCCAUCUAUAUCUUUGCCAAGAAAACCCCAAAUGGGGUCAUGAGUCAGACACAACUGAAAAUGACUGAACAACUGUGAUAUAGUGCCAAGUGUACUAAGCUGGAAAUCAGGGCCCUUGGCUUCUUGCCUUAGUUUUGCCACCAACUAGCUAUGUGCAAGGCACUUCCCUUUGAGACCUCUGCUGUGGACAAUGAGAGCGUUGGACUAUCUGUAAAAUCUCUUCUAGUACCAACAUUCUGGAACUGGAAUUCAAUUCUUUGUGUUAAAGAUUUUGACUGUCUCCCUUCUUAAGUGCCUAAAUGUUGGGAAAUGCAUUCCACGCUGUCCAUUACUUUUCUUAGGUUUAAGAAAAAUGUAUCCUUUAAAGCUCAUUUUCUUUGAAAUCCCAGUCUUCAAAGGGGACUCUUUCUCAAAGGAGGCACAAUGGACUGGGACAAUGAAUGUUAUUUAGUGAUUGCAAAUUUGGGUGUUUUGGCUCUAACAAAGCUCACUGUGCAGAGUAAUUAAAAAGCCUAUUGCCCUUGAAACAAAAAGGAUUUACUAAAUGCUGAGAGCACAUAAUCCAACUUGGAAUGUAUGGGUUAUGGUGUUUUGAUUUUUAAAGAAGAAGAAAAAAGAAAAACUAUACAGUAUACUUAGGCUGAAAAGGUAAUAAUAACUUUUUAUGUGCUAUACAUAACUUAAUAUUGCAUGGUUUAUGACCAUGGAGUAAGAAAUAGUAGUAGUAGUAUUACCACAUUCCUAUAAUGCUUAAAAAAAAAAAGAAGAAAGCCCCUGAAGAAAUAGAAACUCACAGGUCAGGGCUGGAUAAUCUGAAAUGUACAGAAUAAUAAACUUAUUGUAUUAUAAGGCAGUGAGUGUGGUGGAAGUGUAUGAGACUUUGGACCAGACAUGAGCAAACCUGAAUUCGAGUCUGAGCUCUGGCAUUAGCUAGGGGUAACCUUAGCCAAGUAACUUCACUUUUCUGAGCCUCGGUUUUCUUAUUUGUAAAUAGAGAUAAUAGCAGCUACCACCUCAUGAGGUUGUGAGGCCCCAAAGAGAAUUUUAAUAAAGCUCUAAAUCUCAGUAUGAUGCAAUAUAAACUGUUUCACAAACUGUAAAGGAUUUAUAUAAAUGGAAGCUGCACUUAUUCUCAGAUUUCUCAGAUGAGAUGAUCUCUGAUUCUUUUGAGCUCUAAACAAUUCUGAUUCUAUGACUAAUAAGCUGUGUAGGUGAAUAAAAAGUGGAAAGUCAGUAUGUACAGCUGCUGGGAAAGCACUUAGUAGUAGACUUAGGUGCUACUGGAUAUGUUGAAAGAUGAGGAGAAAUGGUUUGCUGUUUUUCUAAUGAGCACAAGGAAAAUAUAAUCUAGGGCCCCAUUUGGUCAAAUUUGGAAAGUCUGGAAAUUAGUGCCAAUGAUUAAGAAUCUCCAUCUGGUAAAAAACUUUACCAUUUAUGUGGCCAUUUUUUUUCUGCAAGUGAAUCUGAAUUCAAGGUGAUAAAUGGCUUUCCAGAACGAUUUUAAGGUGCAGUCCACAUAACUGAAAAUUAGAGGUGUACUAGAAUUCUCUAAUUUAAUUUGGCAUCUUUAAAUUAUUUGGGUAAAAAGCAGUGCAUGGAUGGCUUUUGAUUUUUAUUAAAAAUAUUACAUUUAGAAGUACUUGAUUUUUUUUUAAACAGACUAGGGAAACAUACAGUAACACAUUAUCUAGUGGUCAGAUUUAUGACAACUUCAGCUAUCUGAACAUAGCUGGAAAACCAGAAUCAAUCAAUAAAGGACCUCUGAGCUUUGGGGAAAAGAGUUGCCACAAAAGCCACAUUCUCUGCUGUACAGACAGGUGUGGAGCCACCUUCAUUCCGAACUCUUUCUUGGAUUAAAUAACACCUUUCCUCCUAUUCAAUAAACUCCAGUGGCUCCCUAUUACUUCAAGGAUCAAAUCUGAAAUCCUGGGUUUGAUUUUCAAACCCCUUCAUAACCCAGCCCCUCCCUACCUUUCUAGUCUUCUUAAACCUUAGGCCCUUUCACAUGCUCUCUAUAUAAUCCAGUAACACUAGCCUCCUGGAUGCUCCUCUCACAAAACAGACACUCCAUCUCCUUUUUUCACUGGUUCUCCCCUAUUCCAGGAACUUUCUGCCUCUUCACCUCUGCUUCCCUGACUUCCUUCAAGUCUUAGCUAAAAUCCUUGAUUCAGCCAGAAGCCUUUCCUGUCCUUUUUUAGUCUUGAUGUCUUUCCUCGGAUUUAUCCUGUAUAGAUCUGGUUUAUACAAAGCUGUUUAUGUGUGUUAUAUCCUCAAUCAGAUUGUGAGCUCCUAAGAGUAGGGACUAUAUUUACCUUUGAGUUCCAGUGCUUAGUACAGUGCCUGCCACACAGUUGGUGCAAUCGACCAUUUAUCUGAAUUUGGUAUUCCACUUCCUAUGUCUGUGUCACACAGAGGCUGUUCUCCAUGCCUAGAAUGUAUUCUCUCCUCACAUUUGAUUCUUAGAACUGGCUUCCUUCAAAGCUUAGUUCAGGUGCCACCUCCUCAGGGAAGCCUUUCCUUCUCCCUCCAAUUGUUAGUAUUCAAAUAAUCAUGUAUAAAUCUGUUUUAUACAGAUGUCUAUACAGAAGACAAGAUGUCUUCCUCUAAUAGCAUGCACGCUCCUCAAGGGCAGGGAUUCAUUAUUGGCUUAUCUUUGCAUUUCCACUCCUAGCACAGAAUUUAAAAAAAAUACUCUAUGGAUUGGAUUGGAAAAACUCAUAAGUAAAUUUGAACCAUUAUUGAAUUUAUUGUAUUGUAUUUGGUAAUUUAUGUUAUUUUUUUAAUGUAAAAGUUGAUUUGGGGUGCUGAUUUAAAAGUUGAAAUUUUGCUUUGCUUGAAGCAUAGUACUGAAAAGUGGCAUUAAUUGAGAUUGAGGACUCUUCUUUAUUGCCUUAGAAGCUAAAUGUAAUUUUUCAUAGUGCUCUAAUUUUUAUAGUGUUCAUAGUCUGUGAAAGGAGGAUUUAUAAAUGACAGUAUGGUACUUAGAUUAAACCUGUUUUAGCAAGCCAAUAACAAGAGUUAAAGGUCAUGUUUCAUUAAUUGAUUUUUAAAGCCUUUGUCGAUGAAUUAUGAGCUAGCAUGAAACUAAAUGCCAGCCAGCACCUGCUUCUUGCUUAGGUAACAUAAGCUCCUGAAAAUGAGUGAUCAGCCAGUUUUCCUUUUUCUCUUUGCCUGUAUCUCUCCCUCUUUUUCCCUAGGAUUGCAAAAAUGCUUUGGAGCUUUUAACUGAAUCAAAGAGAGAAAUCCAGACUAGAUCAGAGACCGCAAGAAGAGAAGUAGAGGCAAGAGGGACUCAGUGCCAAUGCAGCAACAAAGAAGUCAACCAGAAUUAGUGGAAGGAAAUCUUCCUGUUUUUGUAUUUCCUACUGAGCUGAUAUUUUAUGCAGAUGACCAGUCAACACACAAACAGGUGUUGACACUGUAUAACCCCUAUGAAUUUGCCCUAAAGUUCAAAGUUUUAUGCACUACUCCCAAUAAGUAUGUUGUCGUUGAUGCUGCGGGAGCAGUGAAGCCUCUAUGCUGUGUGGAUAUCGUAAUUCGUCACAGAGAUGUUCGAUCCUGCCACUAUGAUGUAAUAGACAAAUUCCGUCUCCAAGUUUCUGAGCAAAGCCAGCGAAAAGCUUUAGGACGGAAAGAGAUUAUUGCUACCCUCCUUCCAUCUGCCAAAGAACAACGAAAGGAAGUGGAGGAAAAGAGAAUAAAGGAACAUUUGACAGAGAGUGUCUUUUUAAAAGAGCACAUGCUCUAUCAAACAGGAAUUCAUGGGUCCCCAUUUGAGAAAGUUGCAAGGCAGCCUUGGAGUCAGGAAGACUUGAGUUCAAGCCCCACUUCUGAUACACACUGCAGUGUGACCGUAGAAAACAGGAAUGUCUCAUCAGGACCUAGUUUAUUAACUGUUUUCCUGGGAAUAGUGUGCAUUGCAGCUCUGAUGCUACCCACCUUGGGAGAAGUGGAAUCUCUAGUGCCUCUCUACUUCCAUUUAAGUGUGAAUCAGAAAUUAGUAGCUGCUUAUGUUUUAGGCCUUAUCACAAUGGUUAUACUUAGAAUAUGAGCAAGGAUGAAAAAUGGCUUUGGAACAACUUGACCUCCCCUCAUUGUGACUGUGGACUGCCUUUCAUUUUCAUCUGACUCAUAAUGUGUGACAGAAAAACUAUCGGUGAUUCAACAUACUUGCAAAAGUGUAAAAAAACUAUACAUAUACAUGCAUACAUACAUAUAUAUAUCUGUAUAAAUUGAUGUCUAACUUGUUUUAUUUAUUUAUUUUUUAUUUUUUUAAGCCCUUACUUUCUGUCUUAGAAUCAGUACUGUGUAUUAGUUCCUAGGCAGAAGAACAGUAAGGGCUGGGCAACAGAGGUUAAGUGACUAGGUUAGGGUCACCCAGCUAGGAAGUGCCUGAGGCCAUAUCUGAACCCAGGACCUUCCUCCUCUAGGCCUGGCUGAGCCACCCAGCUGGCCCCUAACCCGUUUUAGAAGGAAACCACACAUGUUACUGAGACCUAUGAUGGUUUUGUUGAAUGACUGUAGUGAGAUGUUUUGAAGAAACUGGCUUUUUCUAUCAAUACCUUGUUAUACAGAAGACUUUUAGUAAAGCCAUCUUGGUUAUUUGGUUCUCUUUCUCUAAUCCACUCGGAUUGUUAUGGCCCUGUUUGCCCUCAGGGCUAGAGGCCUACCAGGCUAAGCUGAUGGUUGUGGAAACAGCACUUGUUCAUACCUCUGCCCUCUUAGCAUUUCUCAAGGUGGAGCUGAAGUUAAGAUGAUGUGUAAAAUAUAAGAGUCCCGGGCAAUCCCAGAUGCCCUAGGGACUUAUUGACUACCCAAACCAUGGGUUUCUCCCAGUGAGCUGGCUGUAGCUAACCCCCUGGAUGGCACACUUGAAAGCCACCAAGGCUGAAAAAGCAGUCAGCCAUCAUGGGCUGUCACAGAGGUUUCUCUCUUUGGCCUAAUGGGUACAAUAAUUGGAGGCCAGGUAUGAGCUCAGCCUCUAGACCCACUGGCUUCUCUCUCUGUCUCUGUCCCUCUCCAAUGCUUUGUGUUCAUAAGCAGAAUAUUGAAUUGUUUUGCUAGCCCCUUGUCCUGAAGUGGCAAACCUGAAGGCUUAGCAGAGGCUCUGCUGCUUGUUUUGGUUUGGGGAUUCAUUACUUGCCCUCAGCACAGACGUGGGAACUGUUCCAUUUUGGUCAGGUAUUUCUUUCACCAGCCGAGGCUGGAUUUGAAGCACACACGCACGUACAUUUGGUGGCGGUCUUCUAUUCUUGAAAAAGCUGUCUUUUUACAGACCAUGAGCAUGCCUUGCCACAGUAAUAUGUUCAUUGACUGUGUGGGCAUAAACUUAAAUACAUACCUGAUGGUGAUUUUUGUAAGAAAUGGAACUUGACUUCUAAAAAGCUUUUGUGUAUAAUCUUUCAUAGGCCCACUUGGGGGUCCAGUUUCUAGGAUAUAUUGUUUGUGUCCACAGCACCGAUUGUGUCAUGUCCAGGGGGGAAAAAAAGCACAUGAAUGUAAUGGUGUUGUGGCUGAAGGGCUUGCCCUUUAGUCAGGGAGAUCAGAAUUCGAAUGUAGCCUCUUCCACAUCCUAGCUGUGUGUCCCUGGGCAAGUCACUUAACCUCUCUGAGCCUCAAUUUCCUCAUCUGUAAAGUGGGGAUAAUAAUCACACCUACCUCACAGGGUUGUUGUGAGGAUCAAAUGCGAAAAUGGAUGUAAAGCAUUCGCAAAGCGCUCUGUAACUGUCAGUUAUGAUUUUCUGCUCUGACCUUUGUAUUGAAUCUGAAAAUGAUUCUUGAUUUCUCUGCCCAUCUCAAGUCAUCACUCAAAUGUGGGUGAAAAGGCAUAUGGAGGAGAGAAAUGAUUUAAAGACGAAAAUAAACCAUAUCGGAGUUUUACAAUUAAUUAAA